GUCGUCAUUGCCCGGGACGGUCCAUGGAGGAAGAUAGAGAAUCGUCUGCCGAGGACCGCCGCUGAUGGUGUGUUAAUCAGCCAUGGCGCACUUCGUGACGCACAUUCAGCCGUCCUUAUCGGAACUGUCGCAUCACCAUCAUCACCACGAUCAUCACCACGAUCAUCUUUACGAUCAUCACCACGACCAUCACCACGACCACGAGCACCACGCGUCUCCGCCCAAGAAGCCUCAUCCUGCCUCUCAUCUACACAUAGAUCUGCACAGUACUGCGGCCCCCGCUGCUGCCCCUAUAGCCGCGCCAACCCCCGCUCCGCCACAUAAAGAGUCGGACGGGAACACCUCGUUCCUGCGGGCGGCGCGGGCAGGACAUCUUGACAAGGUGUUAGAGCAGUUGAAGAACAAUGUUGACAUCAACACUUGCAAUGCUAAUGGACUGAAUGCUUUGCACCUUGCUUCAAAAGAUGGCCACGUCCAUGUUGUUACCGAACUGCUUAAGAGAGGGGCCAAUGUUGACUCAGCUACCAAGAAGGGAAACACAGCUCUACACAUAGCUUCUCUUGCUGGGCAGGAGGAGGUAGUGCGGCUGCUGGUAGAGCAUGGGGCCUCAGUCAAUGUACAAAGUCAAAAUGGCUUCACUCCGCUGUACAUGGCUGCCCAGGAGAACCACGACAAUGUGGUCAAGUAUCUGCUUGCCAACGGUGCCAACCAGAGCCUUGCCACAGAGGAUGGCUUUACUCCGCUGGCUGUCGCAAUGCAGCAGGGCCAUGACAAGGUGGUGGCCGUUCUGCUGGAGAACGACACCAGAGGUAAGGUGCGACUGCCUGCUCUACACAUUGCUGCCAAGAAGGAUGACUGCAAAGCUGCUGCCUUACUCUUACAGAAUGAACACAACCCAGAUGUAACGUCCAAGAGUGGAUUCACUCCCCUUCACAUUGCCUCCCACUACGGGAAUGAAGGCAUUGCCAACCUCCUUCUCAACAAAGGUGCCGAUGUUAACUACGCCGCUAAACACAACAUCACCCCACUGCACGUUGCCGCCAAGUGGGGUAAGAGCAAUAUGGUGUCCUUGCUGCUGGAGAAGGGAGCUAACAUUGAGUCCAAGACCCGUGAUGGACUGACGCCCCUGCACUGUGCUGCCAGGUCGGGACAUGAGCAGGUCGUUGACAUGCUACUGGAGCGGGGCGCUCCCAUCAGCUCCAAGACCAAGAACGGCCUGGCCCCUCUACAUAUGGCCUCUCAAGGUGACCAUGUGGAUGCUGCCAGGAUCCUGCUUUACCACAGAGCACCUGUGGACGAGGUGACAGUUGACUACCUGACAGCGCUACAUGUGGCAGCUCAUUGCGGACACGCCAGAGUAGCCAAGCUGUUACUAGACCGCAAGGCUGAUCCCAACGCAAGAGCUCUCAACGGCUUCACUCCACUGCACAUUGCCUGCAAGAAGAACAGGAUAAAAGUAGUGGAGCUGUUGCUGAAACAUGGCGCAUCUAUAGAGGCUACCACCGAGUCUGGCUUGACACCACUUCAUGUGGCCAGCUUCAUGGGUUGUAUGAACAUCGUCAUCUACCUGCUGCAGAAUGAAGCAAACCCCGACGUUCCAACAGUGCGUGGUGAGACCCCACUGCACUUGGCAGCUCGGGCCAAUCAAACGGACAUUAUACGCAUACUGCUGCGCAAUGGUGCCCAGGUGGACGCUCGUGCCAGGGAGCAGCAGACCCCGUUACAUAUCGCUGCCAGACUAGGCAACGUAGACAUUGUGAUGUUGCUGCUACAGCAUGGUGCGGCAGUGGACUGCACUACCAAGGACCUGUACUCAGCUCUGCACAUUGCUGCCAAGGAGGGCCAGGACGAGGUGGCAGCAGUGUUGUUAGAGAACGGAGCUUCAGUGACAGCCACCACCAAGAAGGGGUUCACUCCCCUCCACCUGGCGGCCAAGUACGGCAACAUGAAGGUGGCCAGGCUGCUACUGCAGAGGGAUGCUCCAGUGGACGCCCAGGGCAAGAACGGAGUGACACCUCUGCAUGUAGCCAGCCAUUAUGACCACCAGAAUGUAGCCCUGUUGUUGCUGGACAAGGGAGCUUCUCCUCACGCUACUGCCAAGAACGGGCACACACCUCUCCACAUAGCUGCCAAGAAGAACCAGAUGGACAUAGCCACAACUCUUCUGGAGUAUGGUGCCAAAGCGAACUCAGAGUCUAAGGCUGGUUUCACCCCUCUCCACCUCUCCUCACAGGAGGGCCACGUGGACAUGAGCUCUCUGCUGAUAGACCAUCAGGCCGACACCAACCACAAGGCCAAGAAUGGCCUGACCCCACUUCAUUUAUGUGCUCAAGAAGACCGAGUGAAUGUCGCUUCCAUUUUGGUCAAAAAUGGUGCUGAAGUCGACUCAACUACUAAGGCGGGUUACACACCACUACAUGUUGCUUGCCACUUUGGUCAGCUAGGCAUGGUGAGGUUUCUGCUAGACUCCGCCGCUAGGUCUGAUGCUACCACAGCUGUAGGCUACACUCCCCUUCACCAGGCAGCUCAGCAGGGUCACUGCGCCAUAGUCAACACACUGUUGGAACACAACGCUCCACCCAACGCCACCACCAACCAAGGGCAGACUGCAAUGUCCAUCGCUCAAAAGCUGGGCUACAUCAGUGUGAUGGAGACUUUGAAGGGAGUAACUGAGCCAGGCACCAUCACACCGCUGGGGGAGGAGAAGUACAAAGUGGUCAGUCCAGAAACUAUGCAAGAGACUUUCAUGUCAGACUCUGAGGAUGAGGGAGGUGACGUGUUGACGGGCGAAUAUGCUCUCUUUGGCCAGCCUACGCACACGCAACACGUCUAUCUGCCUUUUUACCAAGGCGAUUCCCUUCUCACACGUGAAGACACUCUUCUGAGUGAGCAACCUUACCGAUACCUGACAGUUGACGAGAUGAAGAGUCUGGGAGAUGACUCUCUACCUAUUGACGUUAGGCAAGAUGAGCGCCAGGACUCUAACCGAGACUGCAUGUCUGUGCCACCAACAGCAGUGGACGACACCAUCAGUCCUCAACAUGUCAAGGAAACUUACUCUCCAGACAACGUUGAUAUUGCUAGACACCCGUUGCAUGUGGGGAAACUACAAUGGAGAAAUUUCCUGGUGAGUUUCUUGGUGGAUGCUCGCGGAGGAGCCAUGCGGGGUUGUCGCCACUCGGGUGUCCGGGUGAUUGUACCUCCGCGCCGGGCCAGUAUGCCCAUGAGGGUCACAUGCCGCUACCUACGCAGAGACAAGCUCACUCACCCUCCACCCCUCAUGGAGGGUGAAGCUCUGGCCAGCCGCAUUCUAGAACUGGGACCGGUCGGUGCCAAAUUCCUCGGACCUGUUAUGAUUGAAGUGCCUCAUUUUGGAUCUCUCCGUGGCAAGGAGCGGGAGAUUGUGAUCCUGCGGUCAGAUAAUGGAGAGACUUGGCGGGAACACACAGUGGACUGCAGUGAGGAGGCAGUACAGGACGUCCUUAGUCACAGCUUUGACAAGGAAGACCUGGCUCAGCUUGAUGAGAGUGCUCGCACCACCAGGAUACUGACCUCCGACUUCCCCCACUACUUCGCCGUUGUGACCCGAGUGCGUCAAGAGGUCCACGCUAUUGGACCCGAGGGAGGAAUGGUCUCGUCCAGUGUAGUACCUCAGGUCCAGGCAGUGUUCCCCCAGGGGGCUCUCACCAAGAAGAUCAAGGUCGGAUUGCAGGUAAAUCUCUUCAAACCAAGGAAGAACGCGACUCCUGCAUCAUUAAAAAAAAUCACUGUUAAUCAUGUGCCAAAGAAGAAACGUUUUUCACUUGUCUGGUAAGUCACUCCAUGUGAUCUACAUGUGUUCCGCUUCCUUCUAAUUCCCUCCAAAUGGAAAUUGUAGUAUUUAUUUGUGUUUGAAAUAACUUUUAUUUUGAUAAGGUACAUUAUACUAAUGAUAGGCAAAAUUGGGGAUUGGUAAAAAGGGUCAACAUGUAGGAAAAUGUAUUAUUAUCAAUUAGACUCAGUUCAAUAGACAGUACUGUAGAUCCUUGAUAUGAAGAAUAGCGAAGGGAAGGGUGACCAUGAACAACUUAAACAUUCUAGGGGUAAAUAGUGAAGUAUUAAGAUAACUUACCUAUAAUACUGCAAUAUUGUUACUGAGUGCAAUGAAAAUAGACUAUUUAACUGCAAAAUAAACCUUGCAAUUUAUAAAACAAAUCAUAAAAAAUAACAAUCGCUAUGAUAAAGGGGAACAAAUAAACAAAAAAUGUAUUGGUUGAAUCUAUAAACUGAACAAAAAUACAAAUUAACACAAUGGAACAGACACAGUAUACAAAAUCUAAUAAAUCACAACCAUGUAAGAUGUAACUGAAUAAUUAAUAAUUUUAGAUUACUCAGCUCCGUUUGUGCUAUAAACUAGGUUAUUUUUCAAGUUUAUAACAAUGCAAAAUAAAUGGGAGGUACGAAUAAAAUACAAAUAAGGUAAAUUAGAGAAAUUAAUUAAUUAUCAAGCAAAAUGUAGUAAAAGAAAUCCUAUAAGAUUGCAGCACAGUGUGUAUCAUACCAUAGAAUACUCAUGACUAAUGAGUAAUGAGUGUUAAUCAUCCAACCAGCAAUACAAAUAGUCUCCAUCAAUAAUCACAUCAAGACAGAAGUAAACAAGUAAAGUAGGCAACCAGGUAAACACGUUAGACAGUUGGCAAAACCGUUUUACGUCAAAAUGUGUCCAUUUAUCACUGCCCUUUUCUCAUAUGAUAAAAACAAUACUCUUAUAUUUUUAUACAUGACUAUUAAAACCACUUACUCAUCAAACAAUGUUGAUCUAGUAAUCAAUCAACUGUGAAGUAUAGUAAAAAAGGCAAAUACAGUAAUAGUGGAUUUGCAAUUGGUCUUCCUCUCCAGUAUUCAAUGAACUAGUUCACUGCAACAUUAUUGAUAAAAAUAAAUAUUUUUGUUAAUGA
Macrosteles quadrilineatus (aster leafhopper) is the source of this 4937-nucleotide messenger RNA. RefSeq names its product ankyrin-3-like. Gene Ontology annotation, molecular function: protein binding. The transcript is spliced from 25 exons. The record is from RefSeq and is a predicted model, not a curated record. NCBI's taxonomy places the organism in Eukaryota, Metazoa, Arthropoda, Insecta, Hemiptera, Cicadellidae. Bases 83 to 3814 code for a protein of 1243 amino acids.